Linum trigynum is the source of this 1749-nucleotide messenger RNA. The record is from the annotation of a GenBank genome assembly. NCBI's taxonomy places the organism in Eukaryota, Viridiplantae, Streptophyta, Magnoliopsida, Malpighiales, Linaceae.
AUGAAGAGGAAGAGAAGCAAGAAGGGUAAAUCCAAAUCUGCAUCUGCAUCAAAAGAUGAAGCUGCGGUUGUUAGUGUAGCGAGCGAGAGCAGAGAAGAUAGUUCGGGUGCGGGCGAGGAGAAUCAGAGUAAGAAUAGCACCAACGAAGACAAGGAUGCAGAGUGUGAAUCUGGGAUGGAGGUUGAUACGCCUUCUUCCACAGGGACGGACCAGCCUCUGAAGGCGGCAAGUGCCAAGCCCAGUAGUUCAGUUGAUAAAGAAAGUUCUGGGAAGUUGUCAGUUAGGCAUGUUAAGGUCAAGCUAAAGAGUUCCAAGGCUUUGGAGUCACCUACUGAUACUGAUAGAAGCAGUCCUCCAUUGGGAUCACAGAAACAAGGUGCAGCCAGUGAUAAGAGGGAAGACAGUGGCAGCUCAGUGCCUGACUCGAAAAUGAGCGGUUCUGGGAAUGUGGCAAAGAAACCAGGGAGUAUAAAGAUAAAAACUUCGAAGGUUGUGGAUGGUGAUAUUAUGGCAUCAAAGGACAGUGUGUUGAAGGCACAUAAGCCUCCUGCUCAGGUGUCUCAAUAUGAUAAGGAAGAGUUAGGGUCUGCCUUGAUAGUUAUCAGGAAGAUAAUGAAAAUGGAUGCAGCCCUUCCUUUCAAUGCCCCUGUGAAUCCCGAAGCACUGGGAAUACCUGACUACUUUGACAUCAUAGAUACACCUAUGGACUUCGGAACUAUAUGCAGCAAUAUUGAAAAGGGUGGCAAGUAUAUGAACUCAGAGGAUGUCUACAAGGAUGUGCAGUACAUUUGGGGAAACUGUUACAAGUACAACAAUAAAGGUGACUAUAUCUUGGACCUUAUGAGGCGAGUGAAGAAGAACUUUAUGAAAUAUUGGUCAGCAGCAGGCUUGUAUACAGGACAAUCAGGAGGAACCAGUGGUGCUGAUGGUGCCCAGGAAACAAAUGCUGCAAACCAAGGAAGCGCGAAAUCCAGCCAACCGAAACAGAAGUCUAAAAAGCGUCAUGGAAGGCGCCACAAAUCAGAUUGCUUAUGUGCUGUAUGUGUUCUACAACGGCGUAGGAAGGAGCGUGAGGAGAAUGCUCGGCUGGCCAAUGGCCAGUCUGCUGAUGAAGGAGUUACUCCAGAGACCAAGCAAGAGGGAGCUUCAUCACCCGUGGAAAGCCAUGGUGGAGAAGAUUCUUCAUCAAACAUGGAUGAUAACUCACAAGACCUAGGCACAGACGCUGAGGUGGAAGGAAAAGCAGAAGAGACUAAAUUGGAAGAGAGUGAAAAGCAAACCAAUUCUCCUGACGGGAAGUCAAACGAUGAAAUGGACGUGGAUGAAGGAGAAGAGGAGGAAGAAGAGAUACAUGAUCGACCAGAAGGCAGCAACGAAGCAUUGCAGAACUCACAGUUGGCUGAGAAGUCAGGAGAUGAGGACAUGAGCGGACAACUCGAUCCUCAAGUUCCAGAAAAUCCAGAUGGUGCAGUUGAUGUUGCUGAGAAUGACCACGAAGUAGCAGUGCAACAUGAAGGAAGCAUGGCAGUUAAACAAAACACUCAUAAGCAGUUGGUCGAUAGCCAGAAGGCAGGAAUGUUUGAUAAGUUUCGUCAAGAAGAUCCCAUACUCUUGGACCUGUGCACAAAGCUCUUCCCAGAAAAGCGAAGGUCAAUGUGGAACGGACCUCAUUCGCUGUUUGCUCAGCAGGAUCCUACUCCUGCUCGAGUGAGUUCUCUUCACAGGGCUAUCGAGACACUAAUGAGGUAG